GGCGUUCACAGUCAGGAAGUCAUGUCCAGAUCGGGUGAUAGAACAUCCACCUUUGACCCAACACACAGUGACACCCUGCUGCAUGGGCUCAAUCUCUUAUGGAGGAAACAGCUUUUCUGUGAUGUGACUCUCACUGCCCAGGGACAGCAGUUCCACUGCCACAAAGCAGUGCUGGCAUCCUGCUCCCAGUACUUCAGGUCUCUCUUUUCCUCCCACAAUGUAAUCAACAGUGAGGGUAGCAAAGGGGACCAGGGGAGCAGUGGGACCCCCUCAUCUUCCCCUGAUGACAAGCUGGUGACCACCAGCACCAGGCCCAUCAAUAACCUGGUACUCCAGGGCUGCUCCUCCAUUGGACUACGGUUAGUGCUGGAGUACCUGUACACUGCCAACGUGACUCUUUCCCUGGACACGGUGGAAGAGGUGCUGUCAGUCAGCAAGAUACUCAACAUCCCCCAGAUCACCAAGCUCAGCGUGCAGUUCCUCAAUGACCAGAUCUCCGUGCAGAACUACAAGCAGAUCUGCAAGAUUGCAGCGCUCCACGGACUGGAUGAGACCAAGAAGCUGGCCAACAAGUACCUGGUGGAGGACGUGCUGCUGCUGAACUUUGAGGAGAUGUGUGCCAUGUUAGAUGCUCUGCCGCCCCCGGUGGAGUCAGAGCUGGCUCUCUUCCAGAUGUCAGUCCUCUGGCUGGAGCAUGACCGGGAGACUCGCAUGCACUAUGCCCCGGACCUUAUGAAGAGGCUGCGCUUCGCCCUCAUACCUGCCCCCGAGCUGGUGGAGAGGGUGCAGUCGGUUGACUUCAUGAGGAGUGACCCUGUGUGCCAGAAACUGCUUCUUGAUGCCAUGAAUUACCACCUGAUGCCCUUCAGGCAGCACUGCAGGCAGACCAUGGCCAGCAGAAUCCGUUCCAAUAAGAGAAUGCUGUUACUGGUGGGUGGUUUGCCUCCUGGACCUGAUCGUCUCCCCAGUAAUUUGGUCCAGUACUAUGACGACGAGAAAAAGACAUGGAAGAUCCUCACAAUAAUGCCUUACAACAGUGCCCAUCACUGUGUGGUGGAGGUGGAGAACUUCCUGCUGCUGCUGGGUGGAGAAGACCAGUGGAACCCCAACGGAAAGCACAGCACUAAUUUUGUCAGCCGCUAUGAUCCCAGAUUCAACAGUUGGAUACAGUUGCCUCCCAUGCAGGAGAGGAGAGCCAGUUUCUUUGCCUGCCGCCUGGAUAAGCACUUGUACGUGAUUGGUGGCAGGAAUGAGACGGGCUACCUCUCCAGCGUGGAGUCCUACAACCUGGAGACUAAUGAGUGGAACUAUGUGUCAUCUCUGCCGCAGCCUCUGGCCGCCCAUGCAGGAGCAGUGCACAAUGGGAAGAUAUACAUCUCAGGAGGAGUCCACAAUGGAGAGUAUGUUUCCUGGCUCUAUUGUUAUGAUCCUAUAAUGGAUGUGUGGGCCAGGAAACAGGAUAUGAACACAAAGCGUGCCAUUCAUACCUUGGCUGGAAUGAACGACCGCCUCUAUGCUAUUGGAGGAAACCAUUUGAAAGGUUUCUCCCAUCUAGACGUGAUGUUGGUGGAGUGUUACGACCCGAAAGCUGACCAGUGGAACAUCCUGCAGACGCCCAUCCUGGAGGGCCGCAGCGGUCCUGGCUGUGCUAUUUUGGAUGACAGCAUCUUUCUAGUGGGGGGCUACAGCUGGAGCAUGGGGGCCUACAAGUCUUCCACCAUCUGCUACAGCCCAGAGAAAGGGACAUGGACAGAGCUGGAGGGAGAGGUGGCAGAGCCCUUAGCGGGCCCGGCCUGCUCGACCGUCAUACUGCCUGCCUGCCUUCCCUUUAACAAAUGA
Molecule: messenger RNA, 1839 nt
Organism: Myripristis murdjan (pinecone soldierfish)
Lineage: Eukaryota; Metazoa; Chordata; Actinopteri; Holocentriformes; Holocentridae
Gene: klhl14
Product: kelch-like family member 14
Exons: 8
Coding region: 22-1839 (605 amino acids)
Cellular component (GO): neuronal cell body; endoplasmic reticulum; neuron projection
Molecular function (GO): protein binding
Source: RefSeq, a predicted model, not a curated record